This is a messenger RNA of Eimeria tenella, 731 nucleotides long. RefSeq lists its product as uncharacterized. The transcript has a single exon. NCBI's taxonomy places the organism in Eukaryota, Apicomplexa, Conoidasida, Eucoccidiorida, Eimeriidae. The record is from RefSeq and is a predicted model, not a curated record. The annotation marks the transcript as partial.
CAGCAGGAGACACUGGCUGCAGCAGCUGGAGACAGUUGCUGCAGCAGCUAGAGACAGUUGCUGCAGCAGCGGGAGACAGUUGCUGCAGCAAGGGGACAGGUGCUGCAGCAAGAGAACAGGUGCUGCAGCAAGGGGACAGGUGCUGCAGCAAGGAGAGAGCCGCUACAGCAAGGAGAGAGCUGCUGCAGCACGGAGAGAGCUGCUGCAGCAAGGAGAGAGCAGCUGCAGCAAAGGAGACAGUUGCUGCAGCAAGGAGACUGUUGCUGCAGCACAGGAGCCACUUGUUGCAGGAAGGAGGGAGCUGCAGCAGCAGCAAGACCGCUGCUGCAGCAAGGAACCCCUCACUGCAGCAAGGAGACAGGUGCUGCAGCAGGGCUGCUGGUGCUGCAGCAAGGAGACAGCUGCUGCAGCAAGGAGCCCCUUACUGCAGCAGGAAGAAAGGCGCUGCAGCAGGGCUGGUGCUGCUGCAGCGGGACAGGUGCUGCAGCAGGGAGCCAUUUACUUGCGCAGGGAGAGAGUUGCUGCAGCAGGGCCGGUGCUGCUGCAGCAAGGAGACAGCUGCUGCAGCAAGGAGACAGCUGCUGCAGCAAGGAGACAGCUGCUGCAGCAAGGAGACAGCUGCUGCAGCAAGGAGACACUUACUGCAGCACAAAGCCCCGAGGGCUGCGUCAGGCCCCGGGAGCCGCAAAAGCUGCCCGCAGUGCAGCGCGAACACUCAGCAGCAGCUUUGA